Messenger RNA from Pyrus x bretschneideri (Chinese white pear), 2113 nucleotides. RefSeq lists its product as uncharacterized. The coding region runs from base 359 to 2113 and encodes 584 amino acids. The record is from RefSeq and is a predicted model, not a curated record. Lineage: Eukaryota; Viridiplantae; Streptophyta; Magnoliopsida; Rosales; Rosaceae. The transcript is spliced from 3 exons.
AGGAGUUGAGUCACUUCCGCACUCCUCCUCUCUCUCUCUCUCUCUCUCUCUCUCUCUCUCUCUCUCCCCGCCAUGAUCGACGAUCCAUUUCAAACCCUAAUAUUUUCAUCUCUCUCGCUCAAUUCAAAACCCUAAAUGCCCUUCCUCAAUCCUUCAACUUUCCCUUUACAGAAAUUUUCCCGGGAAAGUCCGGAAAUUUGCCCGGAAAUCCGAGGCUUGCCCAUUUUCAUUUGGUUCGAGCAUUGGCUUCCCGUUUGAUUCAUUCGUUUCUUUCUUCACAACCCAUGCCUCGAAUUCUCCAGUUCAAUCAAAAGUUCGAGCUUUUCUUCAAACCCUAGUCUGUGAACUUCAAUCAGCGAUGAAUUUGGGUCCAAUUUACAUAAGCUCCGACGACGAACUGGGGCGGAUCGAACUGGAUGAGGAGGACAACCUUGAUUGGGUAUCGGAGCUUCUGGAACCCGUCGACAAGGUAACCGACGACGAUGAUUCCGAUGACGUUGUGGUGAUUAGUGUGGUCAACUCCAAGCCUAGGCAAAUGUCUUCGAAACGGACGGUGGCGGAUGAUGACGAUGACUGUGUGGUCUUGGACGGCAACCCGGAUAAGCCGGUUUCGGUGGUGGAGAAUUCGGGUAGCGGCUCCGACGAGUUGCUUGUGGUUGGGGAAACGGGGCAGGUAGCAUGUAGAGACUACCCUCAUCCACGACAUCUUUGUGCCAAAUUCCCUUUCAAAACUACCCAGCAUGAGAACCACUGUGAUCUUUGUCAUUGUUAUGUCUGUGACUCGCUGGCGCCAUGUGUACACUGGAGCACUGGAGGCUCCAACUUUAAUCAUUGUCAUGCCACGGAUAAAGAAGAGACAUGGAGAAUACUGAGAAAAAAAUUCAGGACACCGAAAAUUGCACCAUUACCAGCUUCAAACAAUCUGGCACCGACUAAACACAGUCCAGUUCCACCACACAAUAUUAUUCAGUUGGCACCUAACUCUAUAUCACAGAAUCAGGUCUCUAGGCCAGCCACAAUUCACCAUCGCACCUCAGCUGGUCGUACCAUGCCUAGUAUCAGAAACCACCAAUCAGAAUAUCUUUUCCCUAAGAACCAAGUCCAACCAUGUUCAGUUUCGAAGCAGUUGCUUGGUGCACGCGCUAAUGUUGUUGGGAGGAACAGAGGUCAAAAUAUUGGUCAUUUAGGCCCCGUCUCUUCUCAUUCGACGUUCAAAAGAGUAGGAGCUCUUGGGGUUUCCUUGCCGAUGAACCGAACCACAUUUGUUUCGUCAAAUAACAGUAGUUGUACCACUCCAUCAGUAUACGGGAGAACGUCCACUCCCAUGGCAACAUCAAAUGACAGAAACCCCUUGAGGUUGCAGGGUGUUCAUUCUAGUGUGCAUCAGAGCGCUUCCCAGCCCAUGACCACUUCCGUUGGAAAUACAUUGCACUCCCAACCCCAAACAUAUAGUCAGGCCAUUCCCCAAUCAAUUUAUAGCCAAACUUUUCAACAGCAAGGGAAUCAAAGUCAAAAUGAUAGCCAAAUUUUUUGUGAGUACGGGAUUCCAAGUCCAGAUUCCAGUCAAGGUGGAUAUCAGUAUGGGAAUCAGAGUCAGAAUGUUAGUCUGCAAGGUAAUUUAGGUGCGAGUGUCACAGAUUUGGAUUUUACGAAUUCUGAUUGGGUAAACAAUUCCAGUCCAAACAUUCGGCAGCCUCCUGUUCAGCAGCCUCCAUUUCAGCAGCCUCCAAUUCAGCUGCUUCCUGUUCAGCAGCCUCCAAUUCAGCAGCCUCCAAUUCAGCAACAGCCUCCGCUUCAGCAACCUCCCAUUCAGCAACCUCAGUUUCAGCAGCCAUCUCCUAUCCAGCAACAGCCUCCCAUUGAUAUUUCUGAAAUUCAAAGCACCGACCCUGUAUAUGGGCUAGGUGCUGUCAAUGAGCGGUCUAACGAAGUUUCUAAUUUCAAUGGUUUGGGUGAAGAAUUUGAAAGCUGGCUUAUGGAAACCCAGUCUGGUCCGGCAGAAUCAAAUGAUCUAAUGGCAUCUCAUCUGAAUAUCAUGUCUCCUGAGCCCAGUUUUAUAGAUUCGCUCAUCUUUGAUUUUGAACCCCCCUGGAAUGGUCUUGCGCAGGUUUAG